Messenger RNA from Rotaria sp. Silwood2, 1124 nucleotides. The record is from the annotation of a GenBank genome assembly. NCBI's taxonomy places the organism in Eukaryota, Metazoa, Rotifera, Eurotatoria, Philodinida, Philodinidae.
AUGGAUUGCGAAAAGACUAGUCAGCCUAACGGAAAUGCAUCUAAAGAACAUAUAAUUACAAUAUCUAAGAGUGGUACAGUCGAAACACGUACAUCUGCUGACAAUAUUUUAAUGACUGCAGAUACAUCUCCAAGCAUUACAAUUACAUUUUAUAAUCUAUCGAAAAUAAUAAAUGUCCCAAGAGAAAAAACUGAUAACACAUCCAAAGAAAAAUUAGUUCAACGAGCAUUACUAGACCGCAUUUCUGGUCAAAUUCCUGCAAAACAAGUAGUUGCAUUGAUGGGUUCAUCAGGUAGUGGCAAAACAACAUUACUUAAUGUAUUAGCUGGUCGUACAUUGAGUGGCGUGACAGGUGAUGUUUGGAUGAACAAUCAACGAUAUGAAAAAAGUAUGAAAAGCAAACUUGCUUACGUUCUACAACAAGAUAUUUUCUUUGAAAUUCUAACUGUUAAACAACAGUUAACAUAUACAGCAUUACUUCGAUUACCAAAUAAUUUAACACGACAAGAUAAACUUACUCAAGUUAAUCAAGUUAUUGAACAACUACAUCUUCAGAGUUGUGCUGAUACAACAAUUAUGCUUAUCUGUGGUGGAGAAAAGAAACGAGUCAAUAUUGCAACAGAAUUAUUAACUAAUCCAAGUGUUAUCUUCCUCGAUGAACCAACAUCAGGCUUAGACAGCACAUCUGCAGUCGUUAUCAUAAAUAUUCUACAGGAACUGGCUUCCAAAGGCAAGACAAUAUUGACAUCGAUUCAUCAACCAUCAUCCCAAAUUUUUCAAUCAUUUGAUCAACUAAUUUUAUUAGCUGAUGGCAAAACUAUUUUCAAAGGUAAACCAUCAAAUGCUCUUGCUUAUUUCGGAACAUUAGACUAUUUUUCACCUCCACAAUAUAAUCCAGCUGAUUUCAUAAUGGAUCUUGCCAACAAAAGUUUCGAAGUUCGUGAAGAACUGAAGAAGGCUUAUAUUCGAAAUAGACUUUCUAUAAAUGGAAAUCAAACACAUGAUAAUUUUCAAAAACAACAGGAGUAUUCAAAUGAAUGUCAAAAAUAUCUUAUCGGCGAACCGAGUGGCAAAGAAGAAGAUUUACCGCAAGGCAAUACCACAGAAAUCAUCGGACAACGAGA